AUGGCGGCAAAUCAGAGGACCACCAAUGCUGCGGAGCUCUACCCUCUCGUUAUGGCAGAUGUCAUCGACGCGGCCCGCACCACCUUCGAAGACGCUGGUAUUCCCUCCUCUCUUCUCGCCGAGCUCGAAUCGCUUUGGAAGCAGAACCUCACAGAAGCAAAUAUCGGCGAGCUCUUCCCCUGGGAGCCCAAGCCCCCUUCUGCUUCCGCUUCCCCGGAACCCGAGCCCGAGCAAAGAAAGCCGGACAGGCGACGUAUCCUGCGGCCACCAAGCCCAACGCCGCCCGUGCCAGCGGAAAUGCCCCAGCACCCAACGCUACCUUUUCCCACAACAGCCGGCAGACCAGAGCUCCCGCCAUCCUUCACCUCGCAUAUUCUCAGCACGCACACAAAGUCCGAGAUCGCGCACAUGGAGCAUAUGAUGCGGCGCUCGCGCGAGCUCGCCAACUCCUCCGAUCCAAACGAGAUGGAGCGUAUGAUGGCGGCGAUCCGCCGCCAGGAGCGCCAGCGCCUCCUGAGGGAUGCGGACGAAAAGGAGGACACUGAGCGCCGCGAACGCUUGGAGGCGGCGCGGAACUAUGAAACCCGCCUUCGCGCAAACCGGUAUCUUACGUCGCGGAUGGCGCCGGCGCUGAACGCCAAUGCCGUUGACAUUGCGAGAGCGGCGGCGGCGGUUUCUGCGGCCCCAAGCAUCUGCUCGCGGGAUUCGGCAGCCAUCAAGAGGGCCGAGAGCCAGAAUCGGGCGGCGGCCGCAAUCUCUGCAAGGAAUAACGAGGCGAGAAAUGCUGCAAAGAGGGUUUACGAGGCGAGGCUUGCUGCGGCAAACGAUUCCAGGCAUACACAUGAGCGCCGUGUGCUUCCGCCGGCGAUGGCGGCCCCGAUUCCGGCACCGACCACAGGGAUGGAGUUCACUGGGUUCGCGGAAACGCACCGGCAGCGUGCGGCCGGUGCGCAGAUGCAGCGGCAGCCGAUCCCUCCUCAGUUGCCCCUACAAGGAACCACAUCGAUUGGUGGCAACAAUACCAGGCCCGCCCAGACCGAGCGAUGGCAGCCGCAAGGAGCGUUCUCAGCGCCCGCCGGCGUCUCGGCUGAUCAAUGGGCAUACCUCAGCACCAUACAAACGCCCAUGUCACCCGUGCAGCGGCGCGCCGACAGCGCACCACAGCAGACCGGCGGCAUCAGUUUAGGCGCGGAAGGGCAGCUCUACUGGGACAACACCCUCCCCUUCCAGCCAUAUGGCGGCACCAGCAAUAGCGCCUCGCCCGCCGACUCAUACAUCUGGAAACCUGCCACAGAAGCGCCCAUGGCUACACCUGAAGCGACCGAUAGCAACCAGCUCGCUCCUGAGUUGGAGGUUAAUCCUGAGCUACAGGCACUCGUCGAUAAGGCUUUCCCGCCUCAGCUCUCCAGUGAGGUCUUCCCGCCUCACCUGAGCCAGGCCUUUCCGCCCCAGCUUGACGGCAACGACGACAACGACGAGACCGAACUCGACGAGAACGACGACGAGACCGAACUCAACGAGAACGACGACGACGAUGCCAUCGGCCCUUGCGGUGAGGGGGACGAAGAAAGCAACGACGACGACGACGACGCUGAGGACAGCGAAAACACCAUCGUUUGCCUCUACGAGGCCGUCAAGAAGAGCAAGGUCAAGCGUGGUGGAACAAUCUGGAAGAUCCUGCUCAGGAAUGGCGUCUUUAUGGCGGCGGAUGGGCAGGAGUAUCCGUUUUACAGGGGCAGUACGGAGCUGGUUUGGUAG
Molecule: messenger RNA, 1758 nt
Organism: Morchella sextelata
Lineage: Eukaryota; Fungi; Ascomycota; Pezizomycetes; Pezizales; Morchellaceae
Exons: 3
Coding region: 1-1758 (585 amino acids)
Biological process (GO): transcription initiation at RNA polymerase II promoter; transcription by RNA polymerase II
Cellular component (GO): transcription factor TFIIA complex
Source: RefSeq, a predicted model, not a curated record